Molecule: messenger RNA, 561 nt
Organism: Pieris macdunnoughi
Lineage: Eukaryota; Metazoa; Arthropoda; Insecta; Lepidoptera; Pieridae
Source: the annotation of a GenBank genome assembly
AUGGCGGGGAAUAACUUAGAGGGGCAACUGACGCAUGUGAUACAGCACCAUGUCACCCAGCCGAGCGCCGACGCUCAGGUCAGCGUGCACCAGGUCCAGACGCCUUCGGGUAGCGGGAAACGGCAUCAGAUCAUUAUUGACAUCAAACAGGACAUUGAUAUGGACGAGAUGUCCACACGCUCGUUGGCCGAGAGCGUCAUGGAGACGCUGGGGGCGCGAUCGGCGGCGGUUUACAUCGACAAUUCCCACGUACAAGGAGAGACUGAUAUGGAAUCCUUGACGACGGUGAACGUGAUCGUGGCGAACGAUUUGAGUCAGACGUUGAGUCCUAAGCGUGAUGCAGAGGAGGAGAGUCAGCCACCGGAGAGUUCGGGAGUUUUGCCCGGGAAUAGGAUAGCUGUGGAUAGGAUAGUAGAGAUGACGGCUACAUCUAACGAGAAUGCGUCAACCAGCAUGUCUAUAACCACGGCCUCCACAACUACUACGUCAGGUAAAUCGCAUCGAUCCAUUAUUUUUAGAUUAAUGGCGACAAGAAGUGUUGGUUAUGUGAGUCAAACUUAA